UCUCUCUCUCUCUCUAAACCCCCCCCCCCCUUCUUCCAUACGUAAAAUCUUCGACACCUCCUCAAACCCCAUCUUCCCGAAUUCCCUCCUUCCCUCCUUCACGUCUCGUCAGAUCCGCAACCCCACGAGAAAACCACGAGAAAGCUCCGAGCUUUCCCGCAAGAAUCCGUUCCUCUGCCCCCAAUUAAUCGCCGGCUGGCUCCAUCUCGUCCAUUGCUGAUUCAGGCGUUGCCGUUCAUGCAGUGCGGAUAUAGAUAAAUAAAACGAGGAUUCUCGCUGCGGCAUAGAGAGAGAGAGAGAGAGAGAGAGAGACAAAGGGUAUGGGGGGUCAAGCUGUGAAAGUGAAGAGAGAGAAGAUAGAGGCAUGCAUGAAAUGCCCAAUCUGCAAGAAGCUCCUCAAGGAAGCCACCACCAUCUCUCUCUGCCUCCACACAUUUUGUAGGAAAUGCAUAUACGAGAAGCUGUCUGAUGAGGAGGUAGAUUGCUGUCCAGAGUGCAAUAUCGAUCUCGGAUGUCUCCCGGUGGAGAAACUAAGGCCCGACCACAAUUUGCAAGACAUUAGAGCUAAGAUUUUUCCCCUCAAAAGAAGAAAAAUAAAUGCCCCGGAAGUGUUUGCCCCGGCCCCACCACAGCCGAAGAAGAAGGAGAGGUUGCUCUCGUCUUUGGUGGUAAGCGCUCCUAAGGUCUCGAUGCAGACAGGACCAACAGGAAGAAGAACAAAGGCCUUUGGCAGAAGAGCCGCCACCUCACGAAAUUCAACUUUCGUCUUCGAAGAACCGAAUAAUAAAAAGAAGGAAGAUUCUUCUGCAGAAGAUGCAGCAGUAGGAUCGAGCUCGCAGGAUUCACCUAAUAAGCUCAAUAAACGGCAGGAGUCCUCCCCUGAUGAGCCUUCAAAUGAGCGAAAGCUUUCUGUAGACAGGGAAAAUGGCACUGAUUCGAAGGAUGGAAAAUUUGAUCUGUGGACCCCACUUAAUUGCCUGGUUGAAGCCGCUAACAGAACCAAAUCAUCGAAACAAAGCUCAUCGCACCCUCAUCUUGCCGAAUCCGCUAAUGGAACCAAAUCUUCUAAGCUGAACCUGCAAGCCAUUUCUCUCUCCAAGAUGGAACAGGCCAGUGGCCCCACACAUAAUCCUGAAAGUAAAACCAAAUCAGAAGUGCCUAAUACUCCAGAAGGCAGCCUUUCGAUGCCAAAAGCUAAAAUUAAGGACCUUGGACUUAAAAUGAAGCUUCUGGAGGACAAGAAUGGAACUUCUUCAUUGGCAGGUUCCGGGAUAGUAAAACGCAAACGUGCAAGAGGAGUGGGUGUGAAGAAGGCCUCUGCAUCUGAGACGGUGGGCCCCUCAGCUCAGCUUCUUCUCGAUGCUUCAGCGGGCAAACGUAACAGAAGGAAUCAUCCGGUUUGGUUCUCGUUGGUUGCUUCCGAGGACCAGAAAGGAGAGGUCUCAUUGCCGCAGAUAUCUGCACGUUACUUGAUGAUCAAGGAUGGUAACAUUCCUGUCUCGAUCAUCCAGAAGUACAUUGUCAACAAGCUCCAUCUUACCGAUGAAUCCGAGGUGGAGAUUCUAUGCCGGGGUCAACCGAUGGAACCGACUCUGCAGCUGCAUCAUCUCGUAGACCUCUGGUUCCGGACAGCAGCGACCUCGAAAAGAUUGACUGCCUCUGUUGGUACAUCGGCUAAGGAUUUCGUUAUGGUCUUGUCGUACUGCCGCAAAGUCCAACGGCCUUGAGAGACAGAUAUCAUCCUCAAUUUUCCUUUAUUCCCAUAAUGAUAUGUAUACAAAAGAAACAAGAUCUUAUAGAGCUGUAUUGUUUCUUGGUCAUCUCUGCUCUUCUCAUGUAUUCCCAUCCCAUUUAUAAUCAUAAAGGGUGCUGUUCUUUUUAAUC
This is a messenger RNA of Punica granatum (pomegranate), 1884 nucleotides long. The record is from RefSeq and is a predicted model, not a curated record. NCBI's taxonomy places the organism in Eukaryota, Viridiplantae, Streptophyta, Magnoliopsida, Myrtales, Lythraceae.